ACCAACAGAGAGUGGGCAGAGGACAGUGCCGGCCGCUUGGGGCGGCCGGGUGUGCUGAGGCGCCGGUUCCACGCCGCUCGGUACCCAGAGGGGCCUGGCGGUACGGUGACGCUCACCGCUGUGGUGCGGGGCGUGCUUUGGGCCGGGCUUGCUUAGUGUCGGCACUCUGAGCUUUGCGUAGCGCUGCGGUUCGUGUGGUGGCGGUACCGAGCCUUCCCGCCGGUCCUCCGGCCGACGAUCUUUGUUUUGUUCUUCUGUGUUUCACUCUGGGAAUCGGUCUCCUGACCAUCCUGCUCUCUGUUCAAGUCUAUAUUUUCCUUAGACUUCUUGUCCGGGUGUUUCCCUUCCCUCAGUCUUCAGUGAGGGUGAUGUGGAGGAAAAAUGAAUAUUCACUAUAAAUGAUUUGCACUGAAAUCAAGAAGAAAUUGGAAGUACUCCCAAUAACCAGAUGUUGUGCUGCUGUUAGAGGGCUUCCAAAAUUCCACUUCUGUGUUUUAUCCUUGACUUGUCUGUGCAGUUUCUUUCCAUACCGUUAAUUGAAAGUGGCUGAAAUCCACUGCUAGAGAUAGCCCCAGGCUGAGGAAGGAGGCUGCCGGCAUCUUUAUUGCUAGCUGUUAAUGCUACCCAAACCUCUAAUCUCAGUACUUGGAAGAUAACUGUUAGGAAAUGUUGACCCAACCCACAUAAAUUCAGUGUUGACUGUUUAUGGAGUGACAGUAAAGCACAUAAACAGAGAUACUUCUACCUUUUAGAGUGGUACACUGUCACCCAGCCAUGCCUACAGAAGGAAAAAGUGAUAUGGAGAGGACUGGCCUCUUCAGUGAAAUGAGCUAUGUUACCAUUGGAGAUAAAUAUGUAUCACCUUAUAUGCGCCCUUUUAACGAAGCUGCAAGCAAGAACAGACAGAUGCUAUCUGAGGGGAGCAAAACAUUGUCAGCUCUUCAGGCAGGUUAUUUUGACCCUCAGUUUAAGAGGAUUUUCAAUGGUGAAGCCUACUCAAACCCUGUUCAACUAAGGAGACGUUACAGAUUGGCAGAAUCAAAGAAAAAUUUGGGCAAAGCCUUCCUUCCCAGUAAUGGAGAUAAAUUGCCAAGUGGACUAGGCAGCUAUUACGGAACCAUAGGAGGUCCAUUUGAAUACUUCAGUGCACAACUGAAAGCCAGAGAAAGAUACAUUCCUCCUGGAAAGAAUUUUUAUACUAGUCCAGGAAAAAAAGGAACUGGAUAUGGUUAUGCAAAUCUUACCAUAGGUGAACAAUAUGCACAUGAAGCGGAUGGCUAUGAAUUAGAAAAAAUAAUUGCAAAGAAAGCACGAGAGGAACACAAGCGUUUGGUUAAAGGAGGGCCUUUCAAAUCUAAUAUAUACCCCCUGGAGUAUUUUGACAUGAAUCCCUAUUUCAGUGACAAACCUUUGCCACCUGUGAAGAAACCACCACUGGAGAAGCGAAUUGCAAAACCUUUCAAGCCAAGUUCUCCUGCUAAGAAGUCAGGGGGCAUGAAAGGAGGCACGUUUGAUCCUUAUCCAAGCCAUUCUGCUGACCCUUAUGUAAUCAAAAAAACUAUGGCUGUCCCAUCCAGUAAAGAACAAAAGGUUUUUCAUCCUCCUGCUGGACCAAAAAGCAGACCUGUUACAAGUAUAGUGACUCUAAAUGUCCUAAGAUCAAUAAAUGGAAAGAACUACAAGACUGCAUAUGCUACAUCUUGUUAGGUAAAAAUGGCGAAACGAAGGGUACACUUUUAAGACUCUUACCAACAUGGCUGCUAAUAAGCAUUCAGAGCAAAUAAAAAUGUGAGAAGUGGAAUUCAAGUA
Molecule: messenger RNA, 1809 nt
Organism: Gallus gallus (chicken)
Lineage: Eukaryota; Metazoa; Chordata; Aves; Galliformes; Phasianidae
Gene: CFAP96
Product: C4orf47 homolog
Exons: 8
Coding region: 775-1707 (310 amino acids)
Cellular component (GO): centrosome
Source: RefSeq, a predicted model, not a curated record